AUGGAUGUAUCAGGCCACCAUGAAGGUAGCAAUCACAAACUGUUACUGUUUAUCACACAAAAUUAUAUUGAUUGUGAUUGUUUUUGCUUAUAAAAUGUUAUAAUGAGCUCAUAGAUGAGCUUGAUUGAGUGCUUAGAAAAUAAUAAAUGGGCAGUGCACAUGCACUUGAGUGCGUGUGCACACACACUGGUCUGCGCUGAUCCUGUCUGUGAGAUUGUGCAGAAAAUGUUGUAUCCACACCACAGACAUUGGCACACACUCUACACAAACACACAAACAAACACACACACACACACACACAGUGCCUCAGCCCCCAUUGGUCAGAGUAUGGAAACAGUGGAGAGGCUUUUUUUCUUCCUUCUAUUUUUGGGCCGGAUAUCUUUAAACACAGGACCACAGUCUCGCCACUUAAAAUCAAAAGAGAUUCACUGGUGCUAUCAAAGUUAUUCCAAUGGGUAGGUUUUACAGAUCAAAUUAAAUGUGACCAUACUUUAUCACUCAUAUAACAUCAAUGAUGCUAUUUAGGCCUAUAUGGCAUUUGCAAAGUGAUCAACAGCUAUUGUUUCAAUUCAACCCAGAAUGCAACAAAAAAUAGACAAUACAUUAGGCCUAGCAUUUCAAGCUCUGGUUGAUUUCAAAUGUAAUGAUAUUUAGUGAUAUUGACUUGUGUUUGGUUGUCAACGUAACCAAAUACCAACAUUUGAAAGAGAUGCAUCUUCUGCUUGGACAGUUCCAUCUGUGUCACUGACUUAGGCUCUGGCUUUAAUUCCAGUCUAUAAAUAAAAUAAGUGAUAUGUUGAAUUCACGUCUCCAUCUCAACCAAAACUCGAAUUGAAAGAAUAGCACUAAAUCAAAUCAAACUUUAUUUAAAGUGCAUUUAAAGUUUGAUUUCAUUUUAUUUGGUCAUAUUCUUUAGCACAUUUUUGGUUUAGAUGGAGAUGUGAAUCCAACAUAUCAAUUAUUAAUUUGUAGACAAACUGGAAUUAAAGCCAGACUAAGUCAGUGGCACAGAUGGAACUGUCCAAGCAGUAGAUAAAUCUCCUUCAAAUGUUAAUAUACAGUGGGGGAAAAAAGUAUUUAGUCAGCCACCAAUUGUGCAAGUUCUCCCACUUAAAAAGAUGAGAGAGGCCUGUACUUUUCAUCAUAGGUACACGUGAACUAUGACAGACAAAUUGAGAAUUACUUUUCCAGAAAAUUACAUUGUAGGAUUUUUAAUGAAUUUAUUUGCAAAUUAUGUUGGAAAAUAAGUAUUUGGUAACCUACAAACAAGCAAGAUUUCUGGCUCUCACAGACCUGUAACUUCUUCUUUAAGAGGCUCCUCUGUCCUCCACUCGUUACCUGUAUUAAUGGCACCUGUUUGAACUUGUUAUCAGUAUAAAAGACACCUGUCCACAACCUCAAACAGUCACACUCCAAACUUCACUAUGGCCAAGACCAAAGAGCUGUCAAAGGACACCAGAAACAACAUUGUAGACCUGCACCAGGCUGGGAAGACUGAAUCUGCAAUAGGUAAGCAGCUUGGUUUGAAGAAAUCAACUGUGGGAGCAAUUAUUAGGAAAUGGAAGACAUACAAGACCACUGAUAAUCUCCCUUGAUCUGGGGCUCCACGCAAGAUCUCACCCCGUGGGGUCAAAAUAAUCACAAGAACGGUGAGCAAAAAUCCAAGAACCACACGGGGGGACCUAGUGAAUGACCUGCAGAGAGCUGGGACCAAAGUAACAAAGCCUACCAUCAGUAACACACUACGCCGCCAGGGACUCAAAUCCUGCAGUGCCAGACGUGUCCCCCUGCUUAAGCCAGUACAUGUCCAGGCCCGUCUGAAGUUUGCUAGAGUGCAUUUGGAUGAUCCAGAAGAGGAUUGGGAGAAUGUCAUAUGGUCAGAUGAAACCAAAAUAUAACUUUUUGGUAAAAACUCAACCCGUCGUGUUUGGAGGACAAAGAAUGCUGAGUUGCAUCCAAAGAACACCAUACCUACUGUGAAGCAUGGGGGUGGAAACAUCAUGCUUUGGAGCUGUUUUUCUGCAAAGGGACCAGGAUGACUGAUCUGUGUAAAGGAAAGAAUGAAUGGGGCCAUGUAUCGUGAGAUUUUGAGUGAAAACCUCCUUCCAUCAGCAAGGGCAUUGAAGAUGAAACGUGGCUGGGUCUUUCAGCAUGACAAUGAUCCCAAACACACCGCCCGGGCAACGAAGGAGUGGCUUCGUAAAGAAGCAUUUCAAGGUCCUGGAGUGGCCUACCCAGUCUCCAGAUCUCAACCGCAUAGAAAAUCUUUGGAGGGAGUUGAAAGUCUGUGUUGCCCAGCGACAGCCCCAAAACAUCACUGCUCUAGAGGAGAUCUGCAUGGAGGAAUGGGCCAAAAUACCAGCAACAGUGUGUUGAAACCUUGUGAAGACUUACAGAAAACGUUUGACCUGUGUCAUUGCCAACAAAGGGUAUAUAACAAACUAUUGAGAAACUUUUGUUAUUGACCAAAUACUUAUUUUCCACCAUCAUUUGCAAAUAAAUUCAUAAAAAAUCCUACAAUGUGAUUUUCUGGAUUUCUUUUCUCAUUUUGUCUGUCAUAGUUGACGUGUAUCUAUGAUCUAAAUUACAGGCCUCUCUCAUCUUUUUAAGUGGGAGAACUUGCACAAUUGGUGGCUGACUAAAUACUUUUUUCCCCCACUGUAUGGUUGCGUUGACACUCAAACACAAGUCAAUAUCACUAAAUAUCAUUACAUUUGAAAGCUGACCAAAUGGACUGAUGCAAUAACACUGUGUCAAAAGAAGAUCCGCUCGUUGCUGGGAAUAGUUCUCUACUACGGACACUUCAUAGAGACCUGUUCAGCCAAAGCCAAGCCGCUUUUCAAACUCACAGCCGAGCCGAGCCAACCAAACAUAACACAGCGAGAAGAGGACGAAAACCUAAACAGAAAACAGCAUAUGUCAAGCUCUUAUCUUCUGACUGGACUACAGAGUGCCAAGAAGCGUUCGAGACCUUGAAACGUGACCUGGUGACUAGUGUGACCUUAGCUCACACAGACUUCAAUGAGCUGUUCAUUCUUGCUGUUGAUGCUUAAUUUGUUGGAAUUGGAGUAGUGCUUUCUCAAAUACCCAAGGGUGAAAAGAUAGCCAGACCCGUGGCUUUUUCCAGUAGAAAACUCUCCCGUUCUCAGAUGAACUACACAGCUCACAGAUUGGAAUUUCUAGCCUUGAAGUGGGCAGUCUGUGACAAGUUUAGCCACUGGCUAAAGGGACGACACUUCACAGCCUGGACUGACAACAACCCGCUAACAUACAUACUGAUGAAACCCAGACUUGAUGCAUGUGAGCAACGUUGGGUGUCUAAGCUUGCGUCAUACAGCUUUGACCUGAAAUAUGUUCCUGGAAUUAAGAAUGUAAUAGCCAGCGCUGUGAGCAGAGAUUUGGCAUGCGUCCUCAGAUCCUCAAAAAGUUAUACAGCUGCACCAUCAAGAGCAUCCUGACUGGUUGCAUCACCGCCUGGUAUGGCAACUGCUCUGCCUCCGACCGCAAGGCACUAAAGAGGGUAGUGCAUACGGCCCAGUACAUCACUGGGGCCAAGCUUCAUUCGUCCAGUAAUGUAUUAGCCACUGCCUUGUGACAGAGCCCUAUCUGUCUCUCCUAGAUUGAGUCAAUGGAGUGGCCAAUAGGACUGUACAGGACACCUUCAGAGCAAGCAACAACUGCCAAGUAGUGGUGAGCCCACCAGACGGAGACUCACCUGAAGGGAACACUGAUGAAGUCACCUUCAACACAUGGUUCCAUUAUCUCUCAAGAAAUCUCAGCUAUCUUGAAUGCUCACUGCGCUGGUGGCCUGAGUCAAGUAAUGGGAACAGGGGCAGCCAUUCCUCAGCUACAAUAGGAAGACCAGACCUCUGCUCUCUAUCAGAGUAAGCUGUUAAGCCUACAGCAGCAAGACAGUACUGUGAGUAGAGCCAUAUACUACGUUCAGAGACAUCAAAGACCAAACAGGCGUGAGCGUGCAUCUGAACCCUGCAGCGUGAUCAAACUACUGAACCACCUGAAAGAGCUCACCAUUCGUGAUGAAAUACUGUACAAGGAGAAGAGAGACCAUCACAUGAACAAAAAGCUCUUCCAAUAUGUUGUACCUGAUUCACUGAAGCAGCAAGUUCUCCAUGGCCUUCAUGAUACAGCGGGUCACUAAAAGCGCUCUCGAACACUAUCUCUUGCAAGACAACGAUUAUUUUGGACUGGGAUGGAGCAUGACAUUGAGAGUCCUGUGAAGAACUGCCAUCGAUGCAUUGUUUGAAAGACUCUGGAACCCCAUGCUCGAGCUCCACUUGAGAACAUUAGCACCUCAGAAGCAAUGAAAUUGGUUUGUAUCGACUUUUGGACUGCAGAACAGAGUGAUAACAAGUCCAUAGAUGUUUUAGUUGUAACCGACCACUUCACAAAAAUGGCCCAUAAAUUCCCAUGCAAGAACCAGUCUGCAAAGCAAGUAGCUCGUCGCCUGUGGAAUUACUUCUUCUGCAUAUAUGGAUUUCUGAGGCCUAUUCACUCCGACCAGGGAGCCAAUUUUGAAAGCAGGCUGAUAAAUGUAGUGUUGGAGUUAGCUGAUGUGGAGAAAUCACACACUAUUCCCUACCAUCCUAUUCAGAAUAGGAUUACAGAUCCCUUCAAUAGAACCCUUGGUGGUAUGACCAAUGUCACGCUCUGGCUCCGGGACUGUGUAUUUUGAGCCAGGGUGUGUUUAUUUGGUUGUGUUUGGUGUUGGGUUGUGUUAUGUUCUAGGUUGUCUAGGUCUAUGUUUGUUCAAUGACUCCCAAUCGGAGGUAACGAGUGUCAGCUGUCGGCUCGUUAUCUCUGAUUGGGAGCCAUAUUUAUACUGUGUGUUUUCACCUUGUGGUUGUGGGUUUUUGUUCAUUGUUCAGUAGUUGUCACUGAGGACUUCACGAUCGUGGUUUGUUUUGUAUUCUCGUGUUGAAUUAUUAAAGUCAAGAUGUUCACUCCCAACGCUGCGCUUUGGUCAUACUUCUUGGGCGAUCGUGACAGAAAAACCCACCAUCAAAGGACCAAGCAGCGUGUCCAGGAGUCGGCAGCCUGGAUGUGGGAGCAGCGUCGGAGGGACGAGAGGCACCCCCAAGAAAUUUUUAGGGGGGGGCACAGGGCAUGGACGACGGGGCUGACGGAGGCAGAGAAGGGGCGAAUUCAAAAGGCCACCAGGUUACGGGGCCCACUGGUCAAAGUAGGGAGUGGAGAUGUAGAGGCACGGCGAGUGGUACUGGGUUGUAUUACCAGUCCGGUCCGGCCCGUUCCAGUUCCCGGGGUAGAGCCAGUGGUGUGUGUCCCCAGUACGGUCCGGCCUGUUACGACCCCUCGCACCAAAUGGACGGUGCGCGUCGCCAGCCCAGCCCGGCCGGUGCCUGCUCCACGUACUAAGCCUACGGUGUACGUGGCCAGCCCAGCCCGACCUGUUCCUGCUCCACGUACCAGACCCACGGUGUGCGUCGCCAGUCCAGCCCGGCCGGUUCCUGCUCCACGUACUAAGCCUACGGUGUACGUCGCCAGCCCGACCCGGCCUGUUCCUGCCACACGCACAGAGCCUACGGUGUGCGUCGCCAGCCCAGCCCGACCUGUUCCUGCUCCACGUACCAGACCCACGGUGUGCGUCGCCAGUCCAGCCCGGCCGGUUCCUGCUCCACGUACUAAGCCUACGGUGUACGUCGCCAGCCCGACCCGGCCUGUUCCUGCAACACGCACAGAGCCUACGGUGUGCGUCGCCAGCCCAGCCCGACCUGUUCCUGCUCCACGUACCAGACCCACGGUGUGCGUCGCCAGUCCAGCCCGGCCGGUUCCUGCUCCACGUACUAAGCCUACGGUGUACGUCGCCAGCCCGACCCGGCCUGUUCCUGCCACACGCACAGAGCCUACGGUGUGCGUCGCCAGCCCAGCCCGGCCUGUUCCUGCUCCACGCACGAGACCUACGGUGUGCGUCGCCAGCCCAGCCCGGCCUGUUCCUGCUCCACGCACGAGACCUACGGUGUGCGUCGCCAGCCCAGCCCGGCCUGUUCCUGCUACUCGCACCAAGCCAAGGGUGCGAGUCGUCAGCCUGGUGAGGCCCAUUCCGGCUCCACGCAUCAAGCCUGUGGUGCGUUUCGUCAGCCCUGUCCGGCCCGGGCCCGCUCUCCGCACCAAGUCAAGGGUGCGCUUCGUCAGCCCGGUCCGGCCCGUUCCUGCUCCCCGCGCCAAGGCAGUGGUGCGCGUCGUCAGCCUGGUAAGGCCCGUUCGUCCUCCACGCACCAAGCCAGGGGCGCGCGUCGGAGGUCCUGAUCCAGCAAGCUGGGUCAGAUCGGACCGGGGGCACUACGGGGGGAGUGAAGUGGGGUGGUGGUCAAGCCCGGAGCCGGAGCCGCCUCCGAGGAGCAACACCCACCCAGCCCUCCCCUGUUUGGGGUUUUUGAGGCGCGGUCGCAGUCCGCGCCUUUAGGGGGGGGUACUGUCACGCUCUGGCUCCGGGACUGUGUAUUUUGAGCCAGGGUGUGUUUAUUUGGUUGUGUUUGGUGUUGGGUUGUGUUAUGUUCUAGGUUGUCUAGGUCUAUGUUUGUUCAAUGACUCCCAAUCGGAGGUAACGAGUGUCAGCUGUCGGCUCGUUAUCUCUGAUUGGGAGCCAUAUUUAUACUGUGUGUUUUCACCUUGUGGUUGUGGGUUUUUGUUCAUUGUUCAGUAGUUGUCACUGAGGACUUCACGAUCGUGGUUUGUUUUGUAUUCUCGUGUUGAAUUAUUAAAGUCAAGAUGUUCACUCCCAACGCUGCGCUUUGGUCAUACUUCUUGGGCGAUCGUGACAACCAAAGCCAAGUGGCCCCCAAAUGUUACAGAUGUUGACCUUCUGCUACAACUGCACAGAGCACGAGACAACUGUCUUGGCACCGUUUUAUCUCAUGUUUUGGAGGACCCCACGACUUCCCGUUGACGUCAUGUUUCAGAAUGUCCUCACAGACAACAGUGUAAUCAACCAUCUGGAGUUUGUGUCACUUGAAGAAAGACCUGAAUGAAGCAGCUCAAAUAGCUCAGAAGCACAGCCUUCAUGAACCGACACGCCAUGCAAAGCACUACAACCGCAAGGUAAAAGGAUCACCAUUGAUGGUAGGAGACAGAGUGCCACUAUCCAACAGGGGUGAAAGCGGAAAAAGGAAGAAUGCAGAUAGAUGGGACUCAACAUUAAAUGAAGUGACAUCAGUGAAACCAGCCAUCAAUGUACACAGGAUUAAGGAUCUACAGACAGCCAAAGAGAAAGUUGUUCACAGGAAUCUCCUGCUUUCUGUAACAUUCCUUCCACUAGACACGGGAAUUGAUGAUGAAGCCAUCUGUGGAAGUGUACCUGAGAUACCUGAUGAAGAAUAGGACUGUGAUACAUGGACAGUGAACAAGCUCAUGCAAACCGCUGAAAGCGAAGAACGAGAUUUACCGGAUGACUUAACUGAUGCAGUUGAGAAUAGUCCUCAUCCAGAUGAAGAACUGGCCAGCAACCUCAGUGAUGUAGUGAUUUACCAAGAUAGUGAUGACCCCAGUAGUGACAUCUGUCGUGGAAAUUCUAACCAAGUGGGAGAGACACAGUAGUUUCUUCAAACAAUUAAUCUUUAUUGAAUUAUUGCAAUAAUGAAGCUGGUCAACCAUACACUCUAAGGUGGAAUGCCGAGAGCUCAACAACACGGAGAAUGCAGAGGGUGUAUAUAGCAAUCUAGGAACUGCUGAGACAUGGUUGAUUCCACUCCUCCCCGGCGCACCUGGGCUUCACAAUAAUUUUGUGUCAACUUGUGGUCGAGUGCACCGGGUGUUGUUUACCCCACCCUGGCUUAGUUUCUCAGGAAGAGGAUGCUUUAGAACAAUAACGAGUCUGCUUCUGCUCCUUGAGCUAUCUAUGGUUGCCAGAUGUGUCCUUGGCUGUACACUCAGAACGGCUGUGGGGAGUGAAAGUGGGAGAGAGGAAGCAACCCUGAGGCGGGGGAAGGUGUGAAACCAUCUUGUCGUCUCACACCUUGCCUGUGUGCUCAGCAAUACGUCUUCUCUGUUCCUUUAAACAGAGAACUCUACAAUUAUUCAAGUUUCUAAUAGCUAGUUACAAAUGCUUGUAUAGGCAUCUCUAAUAACUGGUUAGUCAAAAAAUAUUGUAAUCUUAGAAUUUUCCCUCACACAUCACCCACUUCUGUGGACAGUAUGAAUGACUUUCACAUCUCUGAGCCUGCCCAAGAAAAUUACCACUCAGAAGCGUCCAUUGACAAACCAGAGCCUGUAGUUUGCAUUCAGCCUGCUUCAGCCAAAACAAGAGUUGGUAGAUCGUUUAGACCUCCAAAAAGGUCUAAAACCAAGUCAUAGAUUAUUCAGAUUCGUCAGUUAGCACUUUGCUUUCCUUCAUCAGAAGCAUGUUUGCAGUGUAGAGGAGUAGAGGAUGUGUCAAGAGGAUAAGCAGAAGCCAAGCUAACACAAAGCAAGUGUUUUCCAAGUACUUAAAGUAUAGAGCUACAUCAUAGUGUGAGAGGUGUACAAGGCAUCUAUUUAGUCUAAGUUAGGUUUGGGGCCUGGUACAUCUCCAUUAUCACACACUUCCUAGAGGAGUGUUUUACAAUUGACAUGUACAACAGUGCUCUAUGAGAUACACAGUUUUUUCUUUGUAUAUUUUUUAUAAAAUUAUAUUCUCUCUAUGGUCUGCAGACUUAGGGAUGUGCUUCUCCAAUUUUGCAGAAUUUAAUGGGUGUGUAUGUAACGGUGUACUGUAAGUUGUUAAAUUCCUGCAUAAAAUGUGUAUUAUGCCACCUCCUGGUAGAUUAGUGUAGUUACAUUGUCUAAUAUACCCAGUAAUAAAGGUAUGGGAUUCUGGGUAAUCCACACAGAUUUAUGGAGAGUGAGUUGAAAAUGGAAUGGUCCUGGGAUAGAAAUGUAUGAAGUUGACGUUACAUUAUAAAAUCCACCUUUUACAUUGUACAUUAGCAAUGUAUGUUAUUAGUAACUACUGUUGUUGGUUUGGGUCAAAAAAGCCACUCUUUAUAUGUUAUUUCCCAAAUCUCAGUUUUCCAUGUAGGUUUUAUGCUAGCUAACGUACCCUCUUUGAAGUUGGUAGCUAACUCGAAAAUGCAUCUUCUUUAGGAGUGCUAUUUACAUCCCGUCGACUGCUGAUCAUACAUCCAUACUUUGUGUAUGUCCCAUCAUUGCAGGUAAUUUAUGACAAAUGUAUAAAGUAUAUGUUUUAUAAACUCAUGAGCACCAGCCAGCGCAUUAGCCUGCUUUUGUUAGCUUAGGAAUAUAUGUAGUACAUUGUAGGUGAAUUAUUUUUCUUCGCCACAAGAGUGCAACAUUGAGUAAUUUUUCAGGAUAAUUUGAUAUAUUUUGAAUAUUAAAAUGGAUUAUAAAUGUAUUCUUAUGUUGUAAAUAUGAGAUUACACAUGAAAACAAUGUAUUUAUUUUUAUUAUAGUAAAUUGGGAAUUAUUAGAAAUUGUUAAAUCCACUAUAGGAUCACAAUGACUUUGGUAGACAUUUCGAUUGUUUUUUUUGUUAGUAUAUUAUACAUCAGAUUUAUGGAGAAUUGCUGUGGGAGUGCUAUUUAUAUCCCAUUGACUACUGAUCAUUCAUCCACACUGUGUGUGUGUCCCAUCACUGCAGAUUUUUGAAAUAAAUGAACUAUCCAUCCGUUGCUCCUUCCUGUGAUGGACCAGGACCAGGAAGGUCACAUGUGGAGCAUGUUAGGUCCUUAGUGAUGUGGAUGCCAAGGAACAGCCCUGUUUAUGUGGAUGGGGAUGUGCUCUCCCCUCUUGCUCUUAUAGUCCACGAUCCGCUCCUUUUUCUUACUGACAUUGAGGGAGAGGUUGUCCUGGCACCACAAUACCAAGUCUCUGACCUCCUCCCUGUCGUGUCGUCAGCAAACUUGAUGAUGGAGUCAUGUGUGGCCACGCAGUCGUGAGUGAACUGGGACUACAGGAGGAGACUAAGCAGACACCCCUGAGGGUUUCCCGUGUUGAAGGUCAGUGUGGAGGAGGUGUUCUUGCCUAUCCUCACCACUUGGGACCGAACAGUCAGAAAGUCCAGCAUCCGGUUGCAGAGGGAGGUCUUCAGUCCCAGUGUCGCGAGCUUGGAGGGGACUAUGGUGUUGAACGCUGAGCUGUAGUCUAUGAACAGCAUUUUCACAUAGUUAUUUCCCCUCUCAAUUGAGUUUGCUUCAUCUGUGGAUCUAUUGGGGAGAUAUUUGAAUUGGAGUGGGUACAUGGUGUCUUGGAUGAUGGUGUUGAUGUAGACAUGACCAGCCUUUCAAAGCACUUCAUAAUUACAGAUGUGAUUGCCACAGACAGGUUACCUUGGAGUUCUUGGGAACACGGACAAUGGUAGUCAGCUUGAAACAUGUCGGGAUUACAGACUGGGAGAGAUUGAAAAUGUCUGCGAAGACACUUUCCAGCUGGUCUGCGAAUGCUCUGAGAACUCGUUCUGGUAUUCCGGCUGGCCCAGCGGCCUUGCGAGUGUUAACCUAUUUAAAUGUUUUACUCCGUCCACAGAGAGCGCGAUUGCACAGCCAUCUGGAACAACAGGGGCUUUCAUGCAAGACUCAGUGUUGUUUUACUCAAAGCGAGCAUGAACUGCAUUUAGCUUGUUUGGGAGUUCUGUGUCACUGGGUAUCUGACAGUUGGGUUUGUAAUCAGUAAUCGCCUGCAUGCCCUGCCACAUCCGAUGAGCGUUGAAGCUGGUGUAAUAGGAUUCCACCUUCCUCCUAUAUUGUCCUUUUGCAUGUUUGAUGUCUCGUCGGAGGUCUUAGCUGGCUUUCUUUUAUGAGUCCAUGUCCGUGUUCGGUUCCUUGUAUGUUGCAGCUUUAGCCCAGCACAGAUAUUGCCUGUAAUCCAUAGGUUUUUGUGUUCGAUACCUUUUGUAUAGUCACUGUGUGGACGACAUUGUCUAUACACUUAAUGAAGCCCAUGCUAUCAGAUGAAUCCCGGAACAUAUCACAGUCUCUACUAGCAAAACAGUCUUGUAGAAGUACCCUCGCGUCUGCUUCUUCAUGUGGACGAUGUUGUCCAUACACUUAAUGAAGCCCAUGACAUAUGUGGUAAACUACUCAAUGCUAUCAGAUGAAUCCCAGAACAUAUCACAGUCUGUACUAGCAAAACAGUCUUGUUGCCUCGUUUCUGCUUCUUCGGACCACUUCCUUAUUGAGCGUGUCACUGGAGGUAGCCUACUUGGCCACUGUUAAAACAGUAAGUUAAAGCGGGUACAGCCUCAGUGUUCACAGUUAACAAUCGCUGGAAGUUGCACAGAGUUUUCACAACAUUCAUGUUCGCGCUCAGCAGACCUGAAAUUUGCUCAGUGCUAAAAUAAAUUAGAUGGAAUACUGGUCACAAGCUUGAUGUUGUCAAUGCGUGCUAGGAAUAUGGGACCAAAUACUAAACUUUUCACACUAAAUGUUUUACUACUCACUAUAAUUGAAUUUGUCCAAAUAAUUAUGGCACAUUCAAAUUGGGGGAUACAUAAAGUGCCUUCAUUUCUAAACAUAUACGCAUGAAAAUAACCUAAAAUAGGUGACAUUCUUUACUAUCGCCUCACACAAAACACUUGAUCUCAAAUCCAAAAUGCUGGAGAAUAGAUACAAAUUAAAAGUCUUAGCUUCACUGUCCAAAUAAAUUAGGGGAGUGUAUGAAAACAUCUUCUAAAGGACAAACCUUGAUAGAAGAAUUUGGUAAUGACUAAUUAUUAAUGACUAAUUAUUACACCCUGAAACUGUGUGAAAAGUGUUAGAAUCAUAAGACUAUAAUCCGAUAAUAUGUGUAGCUUAGUUAGAAGUACAAUGAGGCAGUCAGAAUAUUGUGAGAACGGCGAUAACUAAAAAAUGCAGCCUGCCAGAGCAAGGAGUAGACUAUGAUAAGAAUAUGUGUGUGUGUGUGUGUGUGUGUGCGCGUGUGUGUGUGUGUGUGUGACCUGAUGGUCAGGAGAGCAGAGGAAAACAUGAGCUAAACCCAUGUACAGUGGAAAAAUACAGCCCGCCUAAAGCGGGGUGGGAUUUUUGUAUGACGUGUGUGUAUAAAAGAUGGACUCUGAAAUUGUGAUAACAGAAUUCUUUGGGCAGAAUUCUCUGAAUAAAGACCUGGCUAUUGCACUGAGGCUCUGUCCGUUUCUUGAACCAAAGUCUUACAAACUUUGGGAAACGCACAGAGACACUGAAAUAGUUAGUAAAUAAAUUCUCUUAACAAAACUCCACCCUACUCUCCUACUGAAGACAAGAAGAGCGCCUGUAUCUCAGCUCCCACCCCUCCUUCUCACGCCGCUUCAGAAGCCACAACUGGCACGUCCGACGACGCCGCUUCAGAAGCCACAACUGGCACGUCCGACGACGCCGCUUCAGAAGCCACAACUGGCACGUCCGACGCCGCCGCUUCAGAAGCCACAACUGGCACGUCCGACGACGCCGCUUCAGAAGCCACAACUGGCACGUCCGACGACGCCGCUUCAGAAGCCACAAUUGGCACGUCCGACGACGCCGCUUCAGAAGCCACAACUGGCACGUCCGACGACGCCGCUUCAGAAGCCACAACUGGCACGUCCGACGACGCCGCUUCAGAAGCCACAACUGGCACGUCCGACGACGCCGCUUCAGAAGCCACAACUGGCACGUCCGACGACGCCGCUUCAGAAGCCACAACUGGCACGUCCGACGACGCCGCUUCAGAAGCCACAACUGGCACGUCCGACGACGCCGCUUCAGAAGCCACAACUGGCACGUCCGACGACGCCGCUUCAGAAGCCACAACUGGCACGUCCGACGACGCCGCUUCAGAAGCCACAACUGGCACGUCCGACGCCGCCGCUUCAGAAGCCACAACUGGCACGUCCGACGCCGCCGCUUCAGAAGCCACAACUGGCACGUCUGACGAUGCCGCUUCAGAAGCCACAACUGGCACGUCUGACGAUGCCGCUUCAGAAGCCACAACUGGCACGUCUGACGACGCCGCUUCAGAAGCCACAACUGGCACGUCUGACGACGCCGCUUCAGAAGCCACAACUGGCACGUCCGACGCGGCUUCAGAAGCCACAACCGGCACGUCCGACGACGCCACAACUGGCUACUGA
This is a messenger RNA of Coregonus sp. 'balchen', 13054 nucleotides long. The record is from the annotation of a GenBank genome assembly. Lineage: Eukaryota; Metazoa; Chordata; Actinopteri; Salmoniformes; Salmonidae.